This is a messenger RNA of Adineta ricciae, 297 nucleotides long. The record is from the annotation of a GenBank genome assembly. NCBI's taxonomy places the organism in Eukaryota, Metazoa, Rotifera, Eurotatoria, Adinetida, Adinetidae.
AUGAAUAAUACCAAUGACACAAUAUGUAAUACAUGUCAAACAAGUGAUGGAUUCAGUUCGACUGAACAACGCGGACUUAUCAUCUUGGUUGUUUUGGUAUUUAUAAUUCUUGUAUCAUGCUUUACGGGUGUUCUAUGGUUUGGCUUUCGUACUCGCACUCUGCCAGCUGUACGUACGAAUGUUAAUAUGGGUAAUCCAACGUAUAACAAUGAAUUAUUCAACGGCGACAUUGAAGAUGACGACGCAGAAUUUACGCAGAAGAGGGAUUAUAGGGAGAACCCAACAACAGAGCAUUAA